CUGGCUCGGCUCCCCAGCGGGUCACUACGGAGUGGGGGCGGUGCAGUCCGAGCGCCCGGUGGGGGCGGGGGGUAUAUGGCGGCGGCUCUGUCCGCCCUGGCUGCUAGGCUCUCGCAAUCGGCCGCCGCCAGGUCCUACGGAGUCUUCUGCAAGGGGCUGACCAGGUCCCUCCUCCUCUUCUUCGACUUGGCCUGGAAGCUCCGGAUCAACUUCCCCUAUCUCUACAUCGUGGCCUCCAUGAUGCUCAACGUCAGGCUGCAGGUUCAUAUUGAGAUCCAUUGACUUGUGACUUGCUGUGCUUGUCUGUGCUGCAACUAGGGUUAAUAAUAUUCUGUAUUACUGUUUAACAAAAUGCAAAGUUUGAAGGACAGAAGAGCUAUGAUUGUCUCCCAUAUGAAUAUGGAGGAGGAAGACGUUUUAAACCAUGAACAUUUAAGUGAAAGUGGCCCAAAUAGCCAAAAUGAGAUCCUUCACCUUCCAGACGUAUGUUCCUUG
This is a messenger RNA of Malaclemys terrapin pileata, 495 nucleotides long. It is a transcript of the gene SMIM10L3, whose product is annotated as small integral membrane protein 10-like protein 2A. The transcript is spliced from 2 exons. The coding region runs from base 76 to 282 and encodes 68 amino acids. Lineage: Eukaryota; Metazoa; Chordata; Testudines; Emydidae. The record is from RefSeq and is a predicted model, not a curated record.